GACGUGAUUACUGUUCGUAGAAACUGAGCGCGCCGGGGACCCUGGCUGAAAACUGUCGAAUCCGUGUUGAAACUGUCGCUCAAAUUCAAAGCCAUGAUGGAUUCCAGCGUGCUAGGGCACAUUUUUGUGUUGCUCUGCAUCAUAGCUGCCUCUCAGGGACAACAAUGUGGGAAAGUGGACGAUAAUCAUCGCUUCGAUUGCCAUCCAGAAUCGGGCGCUUCUCAGCAGAACUGUGUGUGAGGCGCGCGGCUGCUGCUGGGCCCAGGCGAAGUCCAGGCGGAACGACACCGUUGAUCCCGCUCGUGUGAAGCUCGAUGUGCCGUACUGCUACUAUCCUCUUGACUAUCCUGGCUAUGUUAAUGGAGCACAAACCCAAACCAACUAUGGGUUUACUGCAAAUCUCAAAAGAACCACACAGAGCUAUUAUCCUAAGGAUAUCAUGAGUUUAAAGAUGGAUGUUUAUUUUGAAACUGAUGAUCGGCUCCGUGUAAAGAUCUAUGAUCCUAGCCAAGCGAGGUACGAAGUACCGAUAUACACCCCACCCUUCACAUCUCUGCCAUCUAAUCCCAAGUAUAAAGUCGAGCUGUCAGAACAUUUUGGAUUCAACGUGAUCAGGAAGGCCAGCCAAGAAGUAAUAUUUAACACCACCGCCAACCCAGGCUUCAUCUUCUGCGACCAGUUCAUCCAAAUCUCUUCAUCUCUCUCCUCUUCCUACAUCUAUGGGCUUGGUGAGCAUCGGAGUAGUCUAGCCCUGCCGACGGACUGGCAGAGGUUCACCUUCUGGGCCAGAGAUCAGCCUCCAACUCCAAAUGUCAACCUGUAUGGAGUACAUCCAUUUUACAUUAACUUAGAAUCAAAUGGAGAUGCACAUGGUGUCUUUCUUCUCAACAGCAAUGCUAUGGAUGCCAUCCUCCAGCCGGCCCCGGCCAUCACGUACAGGACCGUCGGUGGGAUCCUGGACUUCUACAUCUUCCUUGGUCCUGACCCCAUUGAUGUCAUCCGGCAGUACCAGGAGGUUGUGGGGGUGCCUUUCAUGCCCCCUAUGUGGGCCCUGGGUUUCCAUCUCUGUCGAUGGGGCUAUGGCUCGGCCAACGGCACCAUGGCAGUCGUGGAGAGGAUGCGGCAGGCCAGGAUUCCUCAGGACGUGCAAUGGAACGAUAUUGAGUAUUCAGUCGGAAGAAAGGAUUUUACCUUAAACUCGGCCACCUUUGCUAAUCUACCAGGCUUGAUAGCUGACUUGCAUGCUAAUGGUCUUCACUACAUACCCAUAGUUGAUCCAGCAAUCAGCAGCUCUCAGACUCCAGGUACCUAUCCUCCGUAUGAUACCGGUGUCACUGACGACAUCUUCAUCAAGGCAGACGAUGGAAGUAUCUUUAUUGGAAAGGUGUGGCCCGGAGACACAGCAUUCCCUGACUGGUUCCAUCCCAAUGCAUCGCGCUGGUGGCAAUCCCUUGCACAGAAAUUCCAUGAUACUGUCAACUUUGAUGGCAUGUGGCUGGACAUGAACGAGCCCUCCAACUUUGUGAAUGGUAGAGUUACAGGAGGGCAACCAGGUUGCACCAACAACACUUACGACAACCCUCCGUAUGUACCUGGUGAGUAAAUCAUACAUCGUACAGGGCCGUCACGGAAGAUUCGCAAACUUUGAAUGAGCUGGGCAGAUAGAGGAGGUCAGUUUACCCCUCCAUCAGAUUUGACAUGUGAUUAUUUAUUGCUUCCUGUAUUUUUAUGUUUACCAGUACUCUUGUAUCUGAGAUAUGUUUGGCAGAGUUACAUUGAACAAAGCAGUGCGAGUAUAAAUACUCCUUUUUCAGUGAAGAUGUCACAAGAGUCA
Strongylocentrotus purpuratus (purple sea urchin) is the source of this 1834-nucleotide messenger RNA. Its product is annotated as lysosomal alpha-glucosidase. The coding region runs from base 440 to 1603 and encodes 387 amino acids. NCBI's taxonomy places the organism in Eukaryota, Metazoa, Echinodermata, Echinoidea, Camarodonta, Strongylocentrotidae. Gene Ontology annotation, molecular function: alpha-1,4-glucosidase activity; carbohydrate binding. The transcript is spliced from 9 exons. The record is from RefSeq and is a predicted model, not a curated record. Gene Ontology annotation, biological process: carbohydrate metabolic process.